CAACAAGUACAAAGAGGAAUUCCGGUGAUAUCAAGGUAAAGAAGAGCAUUAAGCACACUGCCAGUGAAUAUUAUUAGUAUUGUCAAGAACCGAGUUCUUAUAUAAACAGACUCCUGCGAUCAACUCUUUUACUUGUGAAUUUGCUCUCGUCUAGAGAUCCUUUGGAGUAUUUUUGAAAUCAUCUCCAACCAAAUUACUGAGGAGUUCCAAUACCUUGGAAGCCUAACAACGUAGUUUGCCUUUAAAACAGCGAUAAUUAUCAUUUACUGUUUUCUUGUUUACUUUAUAAUUUUCGUUAAUAACAUACUGCACUUAUUAGCUAUAACUUCAAAGUUCUUAUCGUGCUAUGUUACAAUAAAAACAUUAACCAUUGUGGUUAACUUAGUUUAAUAUCCACAUAAAAAUCAAUUGAGUAAUAAAGUUCAGUAAAAGUGAUUGUGCCGUCAAAAAAUUUUUAAGUGCAUUAUUUUGCCAGACUGCAUCGAAGGAAUAUAUGAAGGACUUUAUGAUCUCAUGUGAGGUCAUAGAGGGAUCGAUCUGCAGAUGAAUAAAAAAGAUCCAUGAAAGUGGGGAAGAUCCAUGAAGGUGUUUCUAAAAGAUCGGCACGAAUCUGUUCGAAAAAAGCUUAAAGCAAAUCGCAGUCUUUAUCAACGAUUCACUGUUGCAGGCUGGAAAAUUAAUCUCUCUGCAAUUUUUAUUACCCAUCAUUAUCAUAAUUUUCCCGAAUAAUUAAGUGCUAAUUAUUUUAAAGAAUGAAACAUAUUUCAUUGUUUAUUUUAGUAUGUAUUUUUCCGGUAAAUGUUCUGUGCCUAGGCUUUUUACGUGAAUUAUUAUUCCCACGAAAUCCAGUUCUUCAUCGAUCAAGCCAUUAUGAUCGAACUAGAACAACUGAUGAUGAUACAGUAUUGGAUUUUAUAGGACUAGUUGAAAAGCAUGGAUAUCCUGCUGAAGAACAUCAUUUGACAACUGAAGACGGAUACAAACUGACCUUUCACAGGAUACCCGGUAGUCCGAAAUCACCACCGAGGAGUGGGAAGCCAAUCGUUUUUUGUCAACAUGGAUUAUUGGGCUCAUCUGAUUAUUGGGUUCUUUUAGGACCUAACAAAGACCUUGCAUUUAUCUUAGCUGAUGAAGGAUACGAUAUCUGGCUUAGCAAUGUCAGGGGCAAUACUUACUGUCGAUCUCAUGAAGAGCUCUCACCAACAAGUUCGCAAUUUUGGAGUUUCAGCUAUCAUGAGAUCGCACUAUAUGAUUUACCUGCAAUGAUUGACUAUGCACUAAAUGUGACUAAUGAAAAAAUGCUUUACUAUAUUGGUCAUUCAAUGGGGACGACCAUGAGUUAUGUUCUACUCUCGACUAAAUUGGAUUAUAAUGAUAAAAUAAGGUUGGCCAUAAAUUUAGCUCCAGUUGCAUUUUGGAAAUCUCUUCCUAAAGAUAAUCCUUAUUAUGCUCUUAUCGAAAAUUAUUCUGAAAUUAAGAGAUUUUUCGAAAAUAAUCAAAUUUAUGACCUAUUUGCUCUAACAACUAAUAGCGCUAGAAUAGGAAAAGGUCUUUGCAGUGAUAAUAUGAUUACUCAACAAGCAUGUAUUGCACUAAUUUUCCAUUUCUCAGGCGCAAGUCCAAAACAACUUAAUUCUACACUUUUACCUCACAUAUUAUCUUAUGUUCCUGCUGGUGCAUCGGUUCAAACUGUUGAACAUUAUGGACAGAAUAUGAAAUUUAAAUCGUUCACACAAUAUGAUUAUGGUUAUCCAUUAAACUUCAAAAUUUACGGCAAAAAAAAACCUCCAAUAUAUGAUGUCAAGAAGAUAACUGCUAAAAUAGCAAUUUUAUAUUCAGAAAAUGAUCCUCUAGUAAUCGAAGAGAACGUUCAAGAAUUGGUAAAAAAAUUGCAAAAUCUUGUAUUCAAGAGAAAAGUUCCAUUUAAAAGUUUUAAUCAUUUAGAUUUUAUUUGGGCUAAAGAUGCCAAAUACUUAGUAUAUGAUACAAUAAUAGACCUCUUGUCUCAGUAUUAAUAAUUUAAAAAACAUUCAA
This is a messenger RNA of Chelonus insularis, 2034 nucleotides long. Its product is annotated as lipase 3-like. The transcript is spliced from 8 exons. Bases 753 to 2015 code for a protein of 420 amino acids. The record is from RefSeq and is a predicted model, not a curated record. Gene Ontology annotation, biological process: lipid metabolic process. NCBI's taxonomy places the organism in Eukaryota, Metazoa, Arthropoda, Insecta, Hymenoptera, Braconidae. Gene Ontology annotation, molecular function: hydrolase activity, acting on ester bonds.